AUUAUCUACUUCAACUCUCCUUCGCGUCGACUGUUUCCUGGAUGAUGGAUUGAUUGUCACAACCCUCUGCGACCGCUUUACUUCCUUAACAAACUUGGCGCCUACGACGCGAUCUUUGACCAAGAGGACCUGGUACCUGAGAUAUCCAGGAGAAGAAGGCGCGAUCCGCUUGGCCGACAACCCUUUCCCAUGCCAGCAGCCGCCUCUAACAGUGUCGUCGAAUUGACCAUAUCGACUUGUCCUUUACACGGGCAGCCAUCUCGCGCGGGAAAUCCCCAUCAAGGCCUUGAGGCUUUUAUAAGCGCUCCGUCAGGAGAAACUGCGACUCGACCACCUUUCUGUCCCGGCGCAGUAUAAGAGCGUUAGAUUUAUUUGCACCACAGUCCAUCGCCGCUAGACUCAAUACCCACUUCGUCAUGCUGCUCUCUCUUCUCGGGCUAGUCGUACUAUUCUAUGUGUUAUGGACGCUUCACGAUCUCUUUCGAAAUUACAGAAUUGCGCGAACGAUUGCUUUUCCAAUAGAGAUACUGCCAGUUGACUUCCUCAACGUUCCCUUCCAAGUCCUCGAACCACAUAUCUGGCCGAUCUUGGAUUUUCUACGCAUUCCACUACCCAGACAACUUCGGUACUUGCGACGAGGAUGGCACUAUAAAGCCAAAGCCAAUUUCCACCACGAACUUGGCCCAUCCUAUGCUUUAGUCACGCCUCGUCAAGUAUAUGUCCAUACAUGCGACGCAGAAGCAAUCCACUACGUCUUUUCCCACCGCAAAGAGUUUCCGCGGACCCCUGAGCAAUAUGAGGUUCUCGCAGUUUAUGGUCCGAGUCUUUCAACGGCGCAACCGGAAGAUUGGGCACGUCACCGAAAGGCCGUGGCACCAUCGUUCAUGAACGAGACCAUCAUGCGAAAUGUAUGGGAGGAGUCGAUUCGCCAAGUACGUCAGAUGAUCGAUAUCUGGAUCAACGACGGGGUGUCCAGUGUCGAAAGAGACACGCGCACGCUUUCCCUGAACGUUCUGGCAGCCAUCGGGUUCCGGCAAUCGUUUGAUUUUCGCUCCACCUCUGAAGAGUCCAUGGAACCGGAUGGGAAAUUCUCCUAUCGUGAUGCUCUAAAAAUUGUCCUGGACAACGUAAUCCUCAUAAUGCUCAUCCCGCGAAAACAUCUGCGAUAUAGUUGGCUGCCUGCUAGCCUGCAACGGAUAGGAAAGGCUGCAGCGGACUUUGGCGUUCAUAUGCAGGAGAUGGUCAACAAGGAACUUGCGAAACUGAACAGCGGAGAUAAGGGCAGCGGCACUUUGGUCACGUCUUUCGUGCAAGCCAUUGACGCUCAUCAAAAGGAUAAAUCGAAAGGCAUCUCCGUGGAUGAGCUCCUAGGAAAUCUUUUCAUCAUAAACUUCGCAGGGCACGAUACCACUGCGAAUACACUGGCUUUCGCGAUGCUGUUACUGGCCGCAUAUCCGGAAGUGCAGGAUUGGGUUGGCGAAGAAAUGAUGAGGGAAACUGGACAUCUUGCUGAUGACGAGCUGGACUACAGCAUCUUUGCCAAGUUGUUGAGAUGUCGAGCAGUCAUGUACGAGACCUUGCGACUCUACCCGCCUGUCAUGUCGCUUCCAAAGCAAACGCUGAAACCGCAAAUCUUGCACACGAGUAAUGGUCCAGUCCGCAUACCUCCUGACGUCUCUAUCAACUCCCAGGUACUGGCAGUGCAGACGCACCCGAAAUACUGGCCUGAUGAGCCUUUGAAAUGGAAGCCUACCCGAUGGAUUAUUCCAAAAAAGCCUGCAGGCGAGGGAAAGCUUCCGGCGGAGGACUUUUUCACGCCUGCUACCGAUACGUAUUUCCCUUGGAGUGACGGACCGCAAAACUGCCCCGGUUUAAAGUUCUCCCAGGUCGAGUUUGUGGCUGUUUUGCUUUACCUUCUCAGAAAACACCGGAUUCAUGGAAUUAAGAAUCCGAACGAGAGCGACCUGGAGUUGCAGAAACGCAUCUUGAGCGUUGUGGAAGACUGCACGGCCGUGAUGCUGUUGAAGAUGAGGGAUCCGGAUAGGGUAAAGGUUGGCCUGCGCCCAGUCUCCUGAACUCAUGCCUAACGAAGAAGGUAAUCCAAAGGAAAAUUGUCGAGGUAGGCAGUAGAGAUACACGUAAUAACGUAAUAUGGCUACAAGACUGUGGGCAUUACACGUCCGCCCGAAGACCACCCUACACUUCCUCCGUGGCUUAAACUACCAGUUCGGCGCAACAUACUUGGCUAAAUCUAGUUAAGUUAUUGGAAACCUAGGCUGCUGCAGCUUCAUGCAGAGGCGGACUUAAGCUGAUUACGACCUGUCUCAUAAACGUGCGACUCUUAGCUCUUCAAUCAAAGUGGAACGCAGUACGCUUUUAUGUAGCUAACUGAGCCUUGUUUCGUUACUAGGGUAGCGGUAGAGAUCGCAGGGCCCAACGCAUCGUUUGUGCGAGCGUAUGGUCGGCUCUAUGGAAGAAUUACCUGUGUUAU
Messenger RNA from Westerdykella ornata, 2491 nucleotides. Its product is annotated as cytochrome P450. The record is from RefSeq and is a predicted model, not a curated record. The coding region runs from base 417 to 2075 and encodes 552 amino acids. Gene Ontology annotation, molecular function: monooxygenase activity; oxidoreductase activity, acting on paired donors, with incorporation or reduction of molecular oxygen; heme binding. NCBI's taxonomy places the organism in Eukaryota, Fungi, Ascomycota, Dothideomycetes, Pleosporales, Sporormiaceae. The transcript is spliced from 3 exons.